Messenger RNA from Entamoeba histolytica HM-1:IMSS, 3060 nucleotides. RefSeq lists its product as uncharacterized. The coding region runs from base 1 to 3060 and encodes 1019 amino acids. Lineage: Eukaryota; Evosea; Mastigamoebida; Endamoebidae. The transcript has a single exon. The record is from RefSeq and is a predicted model, not a curated record.
AUGACAAAUUUUAUGAAUUCAAUUGAACGUAGUAUUUCAGCAUCAAAUAAAUUUGUUCACUCUGAUAUUAUUACUCAAAUAAAUAAACCAUUUGUUGUUAUUAAUGUUGAUUCUCCAAAAUCACAUUCCUUCCUUUUUCCUGGAAUGACAUUAUUUGAUACUGCUAUUGAUGUGAUAAGUAAAUAUUAUAAAUCAAAAGGAACAUUAUUCUUUCAUUCAAUACCUCUUUCUAAUUGUUCACUAACACUAAACCAAAUGUAUAUUUCACCUUCUGAUCAUUUCGAGUUUCGAACAGAAAAUAACUCUGGUUUCUCAAAAGAAAUCAAUAAAUUUUCAAAUGAAUAUGGUAUUUCACCUCAAAAAGUUCAAAAGUAUAUUGACAAAGGUAUAAUCACAGAGUCAAUGUUAAUAAAUAAAGAGAGUUGUAAUAAUGAAAAGUUGUUGGUUGAAAAAUCUAUUAAAACGUUUAAAGAAAAUCCUUUUCUUCUUCCAGAAAUAAAUAAUAUUGAUUAUAUUAAACAGUCAUUUCCAACUUAUGUUAAUGCAAUGUUGAAUUAUGAUUAUGUUGGCACUAAAGUUGACCAAUACCUUUAUAUUGUUAGAUUCAUCCCUGUACUAUUUGGAGUUACUAAACAAAAUGUUUUUGAUUUUAUAAAUACUGAUAAUAUAUUAACUUUACCUGGUUGUUUGAUUAUUCUUCCAACAUUAAUUGAAUGUCUAAACACUUCAACAAAACUUGAUGAUAAAGCAUCUUUUAUUAACAGUGAAUUAGUUUCAACAUUUUAUGAAGCAUUAAAAAUAAUUAUUUCUAAUCCUUGUUUAUCAGAAAUUGAAAUUCUUCAAAUCUCAUUAUAUUCAUUAUUUAUUUAUGUCACUUCAUUACUGCUUAAUCUUCAAAUUCCUACUAUUUAUUCAUUAUCAUCUGUUUAUUUUUCAACACCACUUUCAUUACUUUUAACUCCUGAUAAUUAUUUAAAUAUUUAUAAACAUUUUAAUUCAACUCAAUCAAUAGAAAUGAAUGAUUCAUAUUAUUGUUAUUUUAUUCGUACACAUCAACACCAAGAACAGAUAGCUAAAAUACUUACUCAUCUUGAAAGUCCCAUUUUAAGAAUUUUGUUAUUAGAAGAUAAUCCAAUUUAUGACAUUCAGUCAUACUUCCCUUCAACACAAUUAGAAAUUGAUAAUACAGAUUAUUGUAAUGGACUCCAUUUCUUUCAACCUAACUCAACAAUUAUACCAUCAUUUUUAUAUGCGUUUAUGUCUACUGAACUUGUUGAAAAUAAACCUGAAAGUUCAAUUCAAUUAGUUACUGAAGGAUUAAAAAAGUUACAACAAACAAUCAAUAAUAAUCCAAUUCAACUAAUUAGUGUAGGAUAUUUUAGUUCAUUAUUUAAACAGUUACAAAGAAAAGAUGAGUUAAAUAGUUUAGAAGAAUCUAAAACAACUGGUGCAUUAAGUUUAUUAUCUUGUUUAGAAUUAUUUCUUGAAUGGGUUGGAGGUACAAAAUAUAUUAAGAAUUUUGCAUUAUACCAUUCAUUUAAUCCUUCAAUCCAACUCAUACCAGAUAAUUCACAAACAAAAUAUGCAUUAUUAGUACAUCAAAACACUAGUUUUUCUUUAUUUAUUGAAAGAGAGAUUAUUCCUAAAGAUUACUUUAUUGUUGGAGUAAUGCCAAAUAUUUCUGAAGAAUUUCCACUUCAAUUUACAAAUGGUGAAUGUAAAUAUCAAUUAAAUUCUGGUGUAUUUGGAACAGGAGAUAGAUAUCGUGCAGUUAUUCGAAUGAAUGGAGAAUAUAUUGUGUGUGAAAAUAAUUUACAAGUAAAGAUUAGUGAAUUAGAAUUAAAAUUAGCGUUAUCUGGAAUGGCAUCUUAUACACCACAAAUUUUGAUUUAUAAAAAAUUACCGUUAUUUAAUGUUCCAAGACUUCCAUAUCCAUUAUCAUAUAUUCCGUUAAUGAAAGAAGUUAUUAUAAAUCAAGGAGAUAUUUACCUUUUAAUAAAUAUGGAGAAAUGUUAUAAAAAUGUUAACAAACAAGACUCCUAUCGUUAUUUAAAGAAAAGGUUAUUAAAUGAAAUUAAUCCAUUUGAAUAUCUCAAUAGUAUUGAUUGGUGUGCUAAUGAUGCAAAAUUAUUUAGAAAAUUUCUUAGAGAAGCAGCAAUAAAAAAUCCAAAAAAUGCAUUACCAUUGUUUAAACUACAAUUUUUACAAACUAAUAAUCCAGAAGUAUUAAAUGAUAUUACUGAUAUUGCUGCUUCUUCUAUACCAGAAAUAUCAUAUCAAUGUAUAGGAUCAGAGUUAUUAGAUUCUAUUUUAUCUAUUCCAUUAACAAACUCAUUUCAAAGUUCAGAAUCAGUAAUUCCAUUUACAAGAUUUCUUCGAGUAUUUUUACCAUAUACAUUAGUUAAUAGUGAAGAAGGAAAUCCAUUUAGACAUUCAAAUACUAUAGAAAUUAAAUCAAUAAGUUUAAAUACUAAUAUUUUAAAAAUGAUGUUAUUAAGAGAUGAAAAAGAUGCAUCUGUUGUUCUUAAUUAUUUAUCAUGGAAUAAUAUGGCAUGGACAGAAAGUAUAUUAACAAUGCUUGAAAUAGGAAUGUUAGAUGAUUUGAAUUCAAAUAUAUAUAUUCAUUAUGCAUGGGAAAUGUUUGGACUAGAAGAUAAUUUAAAAAGUAAAAGAGUAGAAUGGUUAAAAAAGAAAUUACAAACUUAUGAAAUCAAUUGUUUUGAAAUUGCUGGAAUUACAGUUGAAGUUCUUGGUGGAAAUAAAGAGUUAUUACAAAAUUGUAGAAGUAUAAUAUUAAAAGAACUUCUUAAUAAAUAUCCAAUUGCUAAUAAAUUAAAACAAAUGAAUUAUGAAAUGAUAAUGAAAAAUAAAGACUCAAAAGAAUUUAAUGACUUUAAAGAUACUCGAAUUUUCAAAACACUUAUUAAAUGUUUAAAUAGUAUUAAUAAAAUGGAACAAGAUUUCCAAUUACCCGUUUGUAUUGAACGAAGUAUUAAUAAAAUGGCAUGUGUUCAACUUCAAGCAAUUCAAUUAAAUAAACAAAUUCAUAAUAAAGAAUAA